Messenger RNA from Ziziphus jujuba (common jujube), 930 nucleotides. RefSeq lists its product as uncharacterized. The transcript has a single exon. Lineage: Eukaryota; Viridiplantae; Streptophyta; Magnoliopsida; Rosales; Rhamnaceae. The record is from RefSeq and is a predicted model, not a curated record. The coding region runs from base 299 to 772 and encodes 157 amino acids.
UCCAAAGAUUAGUUCUUCUCCUAUCCAUACCAUCUUUUUACUCAAACCACGUUGAUGGUAUUUGUUCAUCUAUAAAAACCAUUGACUCACACCCACUCUAACACUCCAAACCCCCAAAAAAACAAAAAAAAACAAAAAAAGACACCCUCCAAGGUAGCUUUAGCUUCUCUCUCUGUUUCACAUAAGAUCUUCUUCAGCUCCAGUACUAUUUCUACUUGUGAAACUUUAAUUUUGAUCUGUAGAUCUUUCUCUGCUUUCCAAUAUUUGCUAAUCAGAAUCAAAUCUAAAGGGUUUCAGAAUGAAGACCACAAAAACACACAGCCAAAACAGGUUGAUGAGAAUCAUCACCAUACCCAUAAGAGUUCUGAGUAAAGCCAAAGACAUGUACGUACGAGGGAUGAAUUCCGCUGAAAGAAUGGGUUACGGUUCUAUGGGCGUUCCUGAUGGUCAAUUCACGUCUCUGCCUAAAAGUUUCAGUUGUAGGUCCUCCAGGUUGAAUGAAAACGACGAUUUCUCCGAACUCAUUAGAGCUGCGUCGGCCAGGAGCUACGGCAGUCGUAUUGAUGUGGAUGCGAUUCUACGACAGCAGGUUAUGAGGCAGACGACAACCAAAACUGGCUCCAAGGUUUUGCCCAAGUGUAGCAGCGUUGGAAUGGGCAAAAUCGAUGAAGAUAGCCCCUGUGAUUUUGGCGAUGAUGGUGGGAAUUUGAAGGCCGAUUUGUUCCCCAGAAGCAGAAGCUAUGCUGUUACCAAGAGAAGAGUUGGUUUCUGAUUGAAUUUGAGUGCUUCGAUUUUUAUUAUUUUUUUUUCUUUUUAGUUUAAUGGUUGUAGGGAGAGUAGAAUUUCUUCCGUUGUGUAAUAUGAAAUGUUUUGUAAAAAAUGUGAUUGAGCUUUCUUAAGUGUUAAUGAGGAUUGUUUGCAGUUUCUUUC